Molecule: messenger RNA, 1408 nt
Organism: Paramacrobiotus metropolitanus
Lineage: Eukaryota; Metazoa; Tardigrada; Eutardigrada; Parachela; Macrobiotidae
Exons: 1
Coding region: 668-1273 (201 amino acids)
Source: RefSeq, a predicted model, not a curated record
UAAAUUGACUACGUUUUUUAUAAGCUUUGGUGCUCGGGUUGUAGAGCCUUGCUUGCUGUAUCACGUUUUUUAGCAAAUGCAUGUAACAACGCUCUUACUACAGUACUCGUAUGCAUCGCAGAUCUGCGGUUUGCCGGUAUUUGUGCUUACUCACCAUCAGAUUCAUACGCCGCGCAAUAUUUAGAGCGUGCAGAAUGACUGCAGACUUGCGGAAAGCGCCAUAUUGCUUGACAUGUCGGAGUUGAAAGGUAUGUGGAGAGAAUCGAGCACAACAAACAAUGCCUGUAGCAUAAUGGAAAAGAAAUUCAUAAAGGAGCCGUCGUACGUUAUGUCAGCUUUUCAUUCUCGGAGAGAUUAAGCAACGCAUGACAAGCUGUCAAAUCACGGGACCAGCAAAGUAAAUAAAUUGAUUCCUAACGAACCGACGCCGUGUACGCAAUGCUGGUUUUUAUUGAAAACAGUGCCAAACCGUCCACACCUGACUGAGCAUUAUGCGGGAGAAUUUUUGAUAGCGGGCGGAUCGUGCGCAUCACUAAUUCGCAACACCUUGUCAUAAUGUUUGUGGUUUGUCUGUUUGAUUAAGUCGUAUUAUUGCUGUUGUUUUGUUGAAACCGCAAAUUAUAUCUAUUCAUUCAGCGGUGGCACAUUGGUAUUUCCGGUGUGGAAGAUGUCGGACAAAUCAUCCACAAAUCUGCGUUUUAUGCCGGCGGUCGAUUACAACGACGCACAGGCGCUACUCAUAAACGAAGCCAGUGCAAAUUCCAAAGCCAGCAUGAAUAUCAUCGCGAUAAUUAACUGUUGUGAAUGGCGAAUAGGUUUCCGGAUUUUUUGCGAUGAUAUCGAUACCGGCGAUAAGAUACUGGAUCCCAGUCAAAUGUGUCUGUUCAGUUUCAGUGUCGCAGCACCCGACGAGACACUGGUCUUCUGCCAGACGCUUGGCCUGAAUCGCACUAUGAACUUUGACGCGUGGGGCGGGACGGCGCCACGGGGACUGAAUGUGUGGUCGCUGCUGCCCAGUCUGCAGGACGGACUGGCACUGUGUGGUCUACUGGUCAAGAAGGGAUGGACGCCGGUUGGUUACACGGGUACGAGUAUUGAAGAAGAGGACGAGGAUGACAGUGAUCAGGAUAGCGAUGAAGCUGGCAAUCGCUAUUUCCAUAAGUCCACCGAUCUGAAAAGUCCCGUGCCGGGAUCCUGUACGAGUCCAGCGCAGAAUGGCUUCCCGGAUGCCUUUGUCCCCAACCGCUCUUUUGAUCCCGGAACGCAAAUUUGAAAACAGCUGUGUAUGUCUUUUCCUUUGUAUUUAUUUGUUCUGCAUUCUACUGACAGAAAAAUAUUUAUUUAAAUCUUUUUCGAAUUCAUUGAAACUUGCAGCUGCAGUUCAAAGCGUAUGCAACCUUGUGUUGGU